AUGGAAGAACGAGGCUUGAACGUCCCGGCGGCGACGCCGAAGGCGAUUCCAGGCACGGCAAAUGUCUCCUCGGAGGCGCAGAAGGUCGCGAGGGAGCUCAUGACGAACUUCUCAAGCGCGAAGGAGAAGAGAUUCGAGCUUGAAAGGGUCAUAUCGCAGGGCUCAGUCGGCGUAACGUUCAAAAUGAAGAUGAAGGAUGAUUCCCCAGAGUCGCCAUCAAAGGAAGCACGAAAGGCAAGGGAUGUGAGGAGAUUCGUCAUGAAACGAGCACUGACUCAGCGUUCGGAGAAAAACUUGAGACAGGAAGUCUCGGUUUUACGGCGCUUUGCCGCAGCCAUGCAUAUUUCAAGACCAUUCCUCACCACGGAAGGCCAAGAGGGUAAUAAGGUGCCUUACCUCCAGGGGCCCACGCUAUUUACUGAGUGGGUUGACAACGGUCUCCUUUUCGACUUCAUCGAAAGGGUGGGCGAUUGGGACCAACCCUUACCUAAUAGGAUUCUAUGGAGGUUGUUCUUAUGCUUAUGUCGAAUGGUCGUCGCUAUGGCUUGGCCCCCGGCCGGUAAUGAAGCCACAAUCGAAACCAUACCACAGGCUGGUGCGAAUGGCAUCCGACCAGCCAUGUCGCGAUUAGUCCAUGGCGACUUGAACAUUCGAAACAUUAUGAUCAACGGGAUGGAACCAAUGGAGCAUGAUAUGGUGCCGAUUCUAAAGCUCAUCGACUUCGGCGAUUCUCGCGACCUACCUGCCAACGCGACUCAAUCGCCGGAUAUAGCAGUCAAAACCAACAUAGGCUACAUCGGAAGGGUCAUGCUGGCAUUGGUCGGUGGAAGCCAUCUUGGCGGCAACGCAAACAUGGAGGUCACCGAUCGAGGCACGACGAAGACCAUAAAGUCCUUCGCGCGCGACCUCGAUGGCCUGAACGCGGCCUACUACAAAGCGCUAGCGAGCAUCGUGGCUCGACACAAGGUCAAGCUAGACAACCUGGACCCCGAUAUUAGAGAUCUCGUGGCGUUGUGUACGGCGUUGAGACCAGUGGACCGGCCGAGUAUCGAAAAUCUCGUGGAGGAUGUUGAGAGGAACGUUAAGGACAUGAAGGCGGCAGACUAUGCCAGUUAUAAGUUUUCCCAGAACGAGACGGAUCAGGCGGUGAGGAGGAUAACGCGGGAACUUAUGCUCGAAGGACAGACCACAUCGUCACCCGCACCGCCAAGCCUCGGCCUAGCAAGGUUAACAAUCUAG
Molecule: messenger RNA, 1239 nt
Organism: Anthostomella pinea
Lineage: Eukaryota; Fungi; Ascomycota; Sordariomycetes; Xylariales; Xylariaceae
Source: the annotation of a GenBank genome assembly